UCAUCGCGUCCGAGGCGAGGCUGACGUUUGUGACGCGCAUGCGCGCUGCGCGUCGAGGCAAACGGACUGCUGGGCGGUGGAGGGGCAGGCAGCGGAGCGAGGAGUGAAGCACCCCCCCCCCAACACUAACCUGCUCUUUUUGGUCCUCCUCCGCGCACGGACGCGCCGCCGCCGCCGCCAUUAUGUUGUGGUUCCCUGGCACCAUCCCGGCUGCCAUUGCCGCCGCUAAGCAGCGCAGCGCGGUGUUCGUGGUGUUCGUGGAAGGGGAUGAUGAACAGUCCACAGAGAUGGCUGCCAGCUGGGAGAAUGAGAAAGUGACUGAGGCAACAACAGAUGGCUUUGUGGCUAUUAAAAUUGAUACCAAAAGUGAAGCCUGUCUGCAGUUCUCACAAAUCUAUCCUGUAGUAUGCGUUCCAUCGAGUUUCUUUAUAGGAGACAAUGGAGUUCCCUUGGAAGUAAUUGCUGGCAGUGUUUCUGCGGAGGAACUUAUUACAAGAAUUCAUAAAGUUAAGCAGAUGCACCUGUUAAAAAAUGAAGCACUAGAAAAUUCUGCUUCAUGUUCCUCAUCUUUAUAUAGCGUCACAGAAGCCUCUCAACCCCAAAUAGCUGAGGCCUUUGAAGUGAAGCCCGAAAGACCGCAUUUAACCUCAGCUGCUGAAGUCAAUUUGAUCCAGACAAAUGAGGAAAGUGAGAGAAGGGUAGAACCACAGUCAUCAGAUGACCUUACAACUAAAGUAGAAAGAGUGACACAGAAACUUGAAGAAAGAAGAGAAGAGAAAAAGAAAGAAGAAGAACAGAAAGAAAUCAAGAAAGAAAUUGAAAGAAGAAAAAGUGGGAAAGACAUGUUGGAAUACAAAAGGAAACAGGAAGAAGAGCUUACAAAACGAAUAUUAGAAGAAAGGAGCAGAGAAAAGGCUGAAGACAAAGCUGCAAGGGAUCGCAUAAGGCAGCAGAUUGCCUUGGAUCGUGCUGAAAGAGCAGCUCGUUUUGCAAGGUCAAAGGAAGAAGCAGAAGCUGCAAAAGCUGCUGCUCUCCAGGCUAAGCAAGCUGAAAUGGAAGCCAGGAAGGAAGCAUCCCAGAGGGAAAGAAGUGCAAUAGCAAGGAUUCAGUUUCGCCUCCCAGAUGGAUCGUCCUUUACUAAUACGUUCCCUUCAGAUGCCCCCUUGGAAGAAGCUCGGCAAUUUGUUGCACAGACAGUUGGCAACACAUAUGGCAAUUUCUCAUUGGCGACAAUGUUCCCUAAAAGGGAAUUUACCAAAGAUGAUUAUGGAAAAAAAUUAUUGGACCUGGAACUUGCCCCAAGCGCUUCAGUAGUAUUGUUGCCGGCAGGAAGGCCAGCUACAGCAGUACAGUCCUCCAGUGGAGAUCUCUGGAAAUUCCUUGGCACAAUCCUUUAUCCACUCAUAGCUGUUUGGCGAUUUAUUAGCAACUUCUUGUUUACCAGCACUCCUCCUCCCCAGCCUACAGCGAGACGCCAUCAGCAGGAGCACUCAAAUCCUUCAGCAUCUAACACUGCAGAACCAAGCAGGCAAGCAGUUAGGAAACGAGUACCGGAAAAGCGAGGUGAAGAAUUCAAAAAAGAAGGCAAAAUCUAUCGUUUGAGAACUCAGGAUGAUGGAGAAGAUGAUAACAAUACAUGGAAUGGAAAUUCAACCCAACAAAUGUAGUUUGGGCAAACUGUACAUAGUAAUCAUUGAUUUUUUUUUAUUUGAUUUAAUUUCAAUUAAACUUUCUGCUGCACAAGUGGGCUUGUAUCAGUAUGCUGCCUGCAUUAUACCUUAUUCCUAGUCAUAGAACAUGGAAUAAGGUGUUAACUCAGUUGUGUAGCCGGAUACUGCAAAUGUAACUACUGCCAAAAGCUCAAAGAAUGUAAAGAAUCCCUAUCUUCCAUCAGCAUUCAGAAUUUAGAAUUUCAUACUUACUAGCCCUAUUGUCACCUGAAGGCACUUUUUAUCUAUAGAAAUCUUGGAACGAAUCAGAAGCUCAGAUUAUAGAACAAGCAAGUCUGACUAGCAGAGGUGUAAACCUAGAAAAUUGGAUAACUUAUUUUUUUUUCCCUUUAGUGCUUCUGCAAUUUCAAAAUAAUACUGGUAGUUUUUAAUCUCAAAGCAUUCAAUAAAGUUUUUUCCAAAAAAA
Messenger RNA from Elgaria multicarinata webbii, 2136 nucleotides. RefSeq names its product UBX domain protein 4 (gene UBXN4). Lineage: Eukaryota; Metazoa; Chordata; Lepidosauria; Squamata; Anguidae. The transcript is spliced from 13 exons. Gene Ontology annotation, cellular component: endoplasmic reticulum. The record is from RefSeq and is a predicted model, not a curated record. The coding region runs from base 183 to 1667 and encodes 494 amino acids. Gene Ontology annotation, molecular function: protein binding.